CCCUGGCAGGAGGCACCACCAUGAUCAUCGAUUUUGCCAUUCCUCAGAAAGGCAGUUCCCUCAUCAAAGCCUUCGAGACCUGGCGAAGCUGGGCUGAUCCCAAAGUCUGCUGCGACUACAGCCUUCACGUGGCAGUGACGUGGUGGAGCGACCAGGUUAAAGAAGAAAUGAAAGUCCUCGCCCAGGAUAAAGGCGUGAACUCCUUCAAGAUGUUCAUGGCCUAUAAGGACGUGUACAUGGUGAGGGACACGGAGCUCUACGCCGCCUUCUCCUGGUGCAAGGACAUCGGGGCGAUCGCUCAGGUCCACGCGGAAAACGGAGACCUGAUCGCCGAGGGAGCAAAGAAGAUGCUGGCUCUGGGGAUCACAGGCCCCGAGGGCCACGAGCUGUGCCGCCCCGAGGCGGUGGAGGCCGAGGCCACGCUGAGAGCCAUCACCAUCGCCAGCGCCCUCAACUGCCCCCUGUACGUGGUGCACGUCAUGAGCAAGUCCGCAGCCAAGGUGAUCGCGGCCGCGAGGAGGGAAGGGAAGGUGGUCUAUGGAGAACCCAUAGCAGCAAGUCUGGGCACAGAUGGCACUCACUACUGGCAUAAAGAAUGGCACCAUGCAGCCCACCACGUUAUGGGACCACCCUUGAGGCCAGACCCUUCCACUCCUGACUACCUCAUGAAUCUAUUGGCUAAUGGUGACCUAACCACAACCGGGACUGACAACUGCACUUUCAACACCUGCCAGAAAGCUCUUGGGAAGGACGAUUUCACCAAGAUCCCCAACGGCGUGAACGGCGUCGAGGACCGCAUGUCGGUGAUUUGGGAGAAGGGCGUGCACAGUGGUAAAAUGGACGAAAACCGAUUUGUGGCAGUUACCAGCACAAAUGCAGCUAAAAUCUUUAAUCUCUAUCCAAGAAAAGGAAGAAUAGCUGUAGGAUCAGAUGCUGACAUUGUGAUUUGGGACCCAAAAGCCACCAGGACUAUCUCUGCAAAAACUCACCAUCAGGCUGUCAACUUCAACAUCUUCGAGGGCAUGGUCUGCCACGGGGUGCCCGUCGCAACCAUUUCCAGGGGCAAGGUGGUAUAUGAAGCUGGAGUUUUCAAUGUCGCGGCAGGCGACGGCAGGUAUAUUCCUCGCAAGCCGUUUGCUGACUAUAUUUAUAAAAGGAUCAAGCAGCGGGACCAGACUUGCACACCUACCCCCGUGGAGCGUGAGCCCUACAAGGGAGAAGUUGUUCUACUGAAAUAGAAACAGAAGAUUCUACAUCGGGGCCAGGAAACGGACCUACCCCUG
Miniopterus natalensis is the source of this 1283-nucleotide messenger RNA. NCBI's taxonomy places the organism in Eukaryota, Metazoa, Chordata, Mammalia, Chiroptera, Miniopteridae. The record is from RefSeq and is a predicted model, not a curated record.